AUGUCAUUCACAUCAACAAAAGAAGAACAUGGAUGUCAGGUAUGUAAAACUGUGCCUGAUAUCGUGGGUACCGUGUCCAAAUCCUGGUACCAGGAUUACUUUGACGCGCAGCUACUUUUCUUUGUUGAGGUUGACUUGGUUAACCCAAAGAAUGGUGCUAUAUUUCAAGUUGCCCAAGUUACCACUGUGCCUCAAAUCGUUAUCAUCCCACCCAGUUCGGACAAGGAGCUCCAUGAAGACGGCUCAAAUCAACAAUUGCCUCUUGGGUAUCGUAUGUUGAGAGAGCCUCGUACCGUGUUCCAGCUUCCAAAAGAUGAGAUAAGGAAACAGUCUCUUGCGCUCGCUCAGUUUGUAAGUGAAGCCGUUCAAAAGAGGAUCACUAUUCGUGAAGAAGACCCGCAAUUGGCAUUCUUAAAGAACUUCUUCAUCACACUAGUGAUCAUAUUGGUGAUCAAAAAGAAGGGCUCUCAAUACGUGCUGGUUACUCGUAAAUCUGCAUGGUGCGCCGUAUGCAUUAUUCUAGUGGGGUUGUUUGUUAGUGGAUACAGUUUCACCACUAUGAAUGGCAUUGCAUUCCUUGUUCAAAACGAUAAGGGUGGGUUGAUCUAUUUUAGUGGAGGACAGCUGUACCAGUUUGGAAUAGAGAUUUUUUUGGUUGCUACUAAUUAUAUCUUACUUGGUGGAGCAUUGGUAUUGUUGAUUUACAUGGGUCAAUAUAAGGUGACGAAAGAUUCACGCAUUAACUCCGAGUUAACUCGUUUCGUGUUGAUCCUUGGAGCAAAUGUGUUGAUUCUGCUGAACACAAUCACGAAGAUGGAAUAA
This is a messenger RNA of Lizanozyma spartinae, 822 nucleotides long. It is a transcript of the gene OST6, whose product is annotated as dolichyl-diphosphooligosaccharide--protein glycotransferase. The transcript has 3 exons. NCBI's taxonomy places the organism in Eukaryota, Fungi, Ascomycota, Pichiomycetes, Serinales, Debaryomycetaceae. The record is from RefSeq and is a predicted model, not a curated record. Gene Ontology annotation, cellular component: oligosaccharyltransferase complex. Bases 1 to 822 code for a protein of 273 amino acids.